Arabis nemorensis is the source of this 564-nucleotide messenger RNA. Lineage: Eukaryota; Viridiplantae; Streptophyta; Magnoliopsida; Brassicales; Brassicaceae. The record is from the annotation of a GenBank genome assembly.
AUGCGUAUUCACGGACGGGAUCGAAUAUGUGGGGAACGAAGGAGGUGGCUUGAAAGGAAGAGUAGUAGUGGUGAAUCAGAAAGAAAUAAGGUCGGAGCUGACGGUGGCGAGUCCACCGGAGAAGACGUAGUGGUCGGAGAUGUCGUUAUGGUCGUUCGAUUUCUUGUUCAAGUCAUAUUCUUUUGCAUACCCAAUCGAAUAAAGGACAUGAUAUCACCAUUGAUGUCGAAAGAUCUGAGGUUUAUUGUUGGUCUUGCAUCGAUCAAGUGUACGAUCCUGAGUUCGACGAGGUUGUUGUGUCUAAGCAGCUUAGAGGAUCGAAGUUUUUGGUCUCGCCUAGAGAUCGAAGAGAGAAAUGCACUUGUUCAUGCUCCUCCUUUGAGGAACUUUUGGUUGAGUGGUCAGCAUAAUCAUGAUCUUUGUCCGAGAACAUCAAUGGGGGGUCGUAUCACGUAUAGAGUGACAACCACUCCGGCGACAGAGCUAGUUUUCAUCAACUUAGCUUAUUGCUCUGUCUCCGACCUCUGUCAGUUCUUUGUUCCCGGCACCGAUCUCUUCCUCUGA